AUGGCCGACAAUCUGAACGGACGCCCGAAAGGCAUCCAGACCGCGCUCAUCAACGCCUCCGUCACUCUCGAACGCCCUCCCUACAGCCCCGCAGUCGGCCACCGCAAGGACCUGCCCUCCGCCGGCACCGCGCGCGUGAACAAGGCGAUCUCAGUCGAGAGCCCCGGCGGCACCUCGCUCUGGUCCGAGGAGCACGCGCAGCAGACGGUGCUCCAGCAGCACUGCGCCUUCUUCGACCGCGACGCGGACGGGGUCAUCUCGCCCCUCGACACCUUCCGCGGCCUGCGCCUGCUCGGCUUCGCGCUCGUCCUCUGCGCCGUCGGCGCGCUCGGCACCCACCUCCUCCUCUCGUACGCGACGAGCCCCUCCGUGCUCCCGGACCCGCUCCUCCGCAUCCACCUUCAGAACAUCCACCGCGCCAAGCACGGCAGCGACUCGGGCGUGUACGACAGCGAGGGGCGGUUCAUCCCGCAAAAAUUCGAGGACUUCUUCAGCAAGUACGGCAAGGGCAAAGACGGCGUGACGUUGAACGAUAUACGGGACGCGCUGAAGGGCAUGCGCGUCCUGAUGGAUCCUGUGGGCUGGUUUUGCACGUUCAUGGCAUGGACAUGGACAUACAUGCUUCUCUGGCCUGAGGACGGCUUCCUCAGGAAGGAUGACAUUCGGCGAGUGUUUGAUGGCAGUAUCUUCCAGGACAUCGCGGAGGGUCGCAAGGCCAAGAAGGAGUCUACGAAAAAGGGAGAGUAG
This is a messenger RNA of Epithele typhae, 747 nucleotides long. Its product is annotated as Caleosin-domain-containing protein. NCBI's taxonomy places the organism in Eukaryota, Fungi, Basidiomycota, Agaricomycetes, Polyporales, Epitheliaceae. The transcript has 4 exons. Gene Ontology annotation, molecular function: calcium ion binding; monooxygenase activity. The coding region runs from base 1 to 747 and encodes 248 amino acids. The record is from RefSeq and is a predicted model, not a curated record.